Messenger RNA from Symbiodinium natans, 678 nucleotides. Lineage: Eukaryota; Dinophyceae; Suessiales; Symbiodiniaceae. The record is from the annotation of a GenBank genome assembly.
AUGGCUCCCCCCGAGAUUGCCACGAUCGCCGAGAAGGAGUCUGGUGCUGCCUUCGAGGUGCAGAUCAAGAGCCCCGGUUCCGACAAGUUGAAGACUGCUGCGCGUCUUCGUCUGGAAUCGUACGAGAAGAAGCCGAUCACCCAACUGCCGACACUUCUGGGUGCCCCCCGCAAUCCGGCUCCUCUGCUCAAAGAGCAGCGUGCUGAUAAGGCCCGCCAAGCAAACGAGCAGAAGAAGGAGGCUGCUCAGCGUGUUCGUGAUGAGUUCAAGACAUCCGCCGAAGUGAAGCAGAAGACUCUGGAGCAGCAGCUGGAGAAAGCCGGAGAGAACCGUGAAGGUGCCCUUGCAAGCAUCAAGAAGAAGGCGGCCCAGCACAUCGAAAAGGUGAUCGAGGUCAAGGACACAUCGAAGCAGAAAGGCGAGAUGACCGCGGAGGAGGCUCGCGAGCGCUUACAGCAGGCUUUGAUGAAGAAGUCUGACCUCCGCGGCGAGAAGGUGAAGGAAAUCUCGGCUAAGGCAACCAAGCACAACGAGGCUGUAGCAGACAAGGUGCUGCAGCACAAGGAGGCCAAGGAAGGGGCCCUGGAAGAGCUGCGCAAGAAGACACCCGAUGAGCGUUUGAUGGACAUGAGCCUGCGCCUCUACGAGCGUUACUUCGUAGCGUUUUCGUCUGAGUGA